GUGAGGAUGCAGGGGUCACCGGCCAGUAAAUCAAAUAAAAAGGUAGUGAAAUCCUCGAAAACAGGGGUGUGGUGACGUCAAAUCGCACUCGUCAAGCUCUCACAUAUCAUCUUUUAAGAUUAAGGUCGUGUUUAGGUGACGCGUUUCAGUCGGUGAUUCCACGGAGUUAGGAAUGGAGGACGACGGUUCCAGCUCGAUCCGCCGCAUGUCAAGCCGAACGCGAAAAGUUGCGUCCAAAAUGGCCGCCGCACUUGCCAGCGCCGACAACCGCACUCAGGCGGCACUUGCACGCUUGGAUGCUUUGGAGAAUGACAAUGCGGGUUUUGAAAUCGCAGAUGCCAAUAACGAUGAUGAUGAAGCUUCUCUCGACGAGGAGGAUCAAUUUUAUAUACAGAAAAAGCAGUCUAAAGGCACAAAAAGAAAGACCAGACAGGCAAAAGCACUUGAAGCUAGGAGGGCCCCGAGAACAUUCCUUGAGCUCUUGCAUGAGGCUAACUUAGAAUCAUUGUCACCUCACGUGCCCUCCUAUUGGAAAGCCGCAGUUGGACCUCCAAGCUCAACCUCCCGUCGCCCCUUCUGUACCGUUUGUGGUUUUUCUGCUAAUUACACUUGUGUGAGAUGUGGUAUGCGCUUUUGUUCCUAUAGAUGUCAAAAUGUGCACAAUGAUACUCGUUGCUUAAAAUUUGUAGCCUAAUUCAUGGCCCACAAAAAUGCGCACAAGAACAUUAUUGGACGCACUAUUGUAACUUGUUAUAUAUCAGUGUUCACCA
Molecule: messenger RNA, 770 nt
Organism: Vigna angularis (adzuki bean)
Lineage: Eukaryota; Viridiplantae; Streptophyta; Magnoliopsida; Fabales; Fabaceae
Product: SWR1 complex subunit 6
Exons: 4
Coding region: 173-694 (173 amino acids)
Biological process (GO): chromatin remodeling
Cellular component (GO): Swr1 complex
Molecular function (GO): nucleosome binding
Source: RefSeq, a predicted model, not a curated record